Messenger RNA from Trichoplax adhaerens, 1467 nucleotides. RefSeq lists its product as uncharacterized. Gene Ontology annotation, molecular function: transmembrane transporter activity. Gene Ontology annotation, cellular component: membrane. The transcript is spliced from 14 exons. The coding region runs from base 1 to 1467 and encodes 488 amino acids. The record is from RefSeq and is a predicted model, not a curated record. Gene Ontology annotation, biological process: transmembrane transport. Lineage: Eukaryota; Metazoa; Placozoa; Uniplacotomia; Trichoplacea; Trichoplacidae.
AUGGACUUCACAGUUCUUCCCCAAACUUGUAGUCCUGAUUUAACGCUUUUCACACGUCUAGAUAAAUCGAAAGAAAUUACCGUCAAUGAAGUCGUCGAAGCAAUUGGUUUCGGAAAAUUCCAACUCAAAUGCCUUGGAAUAAUGGGAUUUAUAUGGAUGAUUGAAUCCAUGGAAAUCACGAUGCUGUCAUUACUAGGACCCCUCCUUGUUUGUGAAUGGGGCAUUUCCAGUAUACAAGAAGCGCUCUUAACAAGUAUUGUCUUUCUUGGCUACGCUAUUGGUUCACCUUGCUUUGGUUGGGUGAGCGAUCAUUAUGGCAGAAAAGUGGGUCUUACUAUAGCGGUUAUAUGCACGUCCUAUUUUGGAUUAAUAUCAGCUGCCGCUGGUGGCCUCGUUAUGACACUACUGUUAAGAUCCCUUGCUGGUAUUGGUGUUGGUGGAAUCGCGCAAUGUGUUACAAUGCUAACUGAGUUAGUGCCAUCCAAGACUAGAGCUAAAUCAAUCAUAUCGCUGCAGGUAUUUGUAUUUAUUGGCAUGUCUUUUGAAGGUUUAUUAGCUUAUCUACUUCUUGUCCCGCUGGGUUGGCGCAUGCUUCUAGUGAUUUCAACAGUCCCUUUGCUUGCUUUCUUACUACUUAGUCCGAGGCUUGUAGAGUCUCCUCGGUUUUUACUUUUAACUGGUAAACGAAAAGAAGCUACUGAUAUAUUAGAAAAAGGUGCAAAGGCUAAUAAUAAGAGCAUACCAGAGGGUAUCUUAGUUGCCGAUCUAGAGACCGACCGAGGACGAUUUAAGGAUUUAUUCAGUCCUUCUUAUAGAACUCUUACUUUUAUGCUAUGGUGGAUUUGGAUAGCAAGUGUUACGCUGUAUUAUAGCACGAUCCUCAUGACUCCAGCUACCUAUUCCUUUGCUUCAUUAGGCCACGGUGAUGGAAAUGAAAUCGUUCACUGUCGUUGUAAGCAAGUUACUAACAGUGAUAUAGUAGCUAUUAUCAUAGCAAGCAUUGGAGAAUUAUUAGGUAUUUUCGUAGCGUUUCUUCUCAUUGAUCGACUUGGACGUAAAAGGACGCUUGCUUUUGGAUUUAUCCUUGCGAUGUUGUCUUAUCUUUUAUUAAUAAUAUGCGCAGACAGGUGCUUAAUAAACGUUCAUUUUUUUAUAGCUUUUAUCAGUAUCGUAUAUCUUCUUUGUUAUGUUUAUUCUCCUGAGGUUUAUCCCACAAAGUUCAGAGCAGUUGGAAUUGGCACCGCUAAUGCUGUCGGACGAAUAGGAGCAAUUUUAUCACCGUUUAUAGCUCAGGUACUAUUUUCGGCAUCUGAUAUUUUAGCUCUUGCAGUAGCUGCUGGUUUUGCAUUGGUUGGUGCAAUAUGUAGCCUAUUCCUGCCUUUAGAAACAAAAGGCCGUUUACUUCAGGUCAGCAAUAACGUAAAUUUUAAUCUCUCAGAAAUGAAUAUUAUUUUCCAAAUCGAAUGA